GGACCUGGAAAGUGACGAUCAGUCGUGGUCCCCCACCUGCCGUGUCUCUCCUCUGGACUCGAUGCCCAUGGAGUUGCCCAAGCCUGCCUCGAGAUCUGCGAAGAGUGCCAGUCGCCGCAAGACUGCAGCUGCAACCCAGCAGCAGAAGGCCCGCGACGAAUUGGUGCCGAGAUGGUCGUCCAGUCCCGAGAUUACACCGCAGGACUACCCCGCUGCCAGCGUGUCUCCUCUCCCCGCCCCCUCGUCCCCGGUCACCACCACCCGCAAAACGACACGCAGCAUGUCCGGGGACUCCAACGCCAGCACCGGCCCGGCCAACACGGCCACGGGCCGCAACGCCGCCAAGCGGGCCGCCCACAACAUCAUCGAGAAGCGGUACCGCACCAACAUGAACGCCAAGUUCGUGGCCCUGGAGAAGGCCAUGAGCGGCGGCAUCCAGAAGCCGACCAAGGGCGGGUCGGCGUCGCUGAAGAAGUCCGAGAUCCUCACCAAUGCGAUCGCCUUUAUGCAGGAGCUGCAGGAGGAGAACAAGGCCCUCCAGAAGGAGCUGGCCAUGGUGAAACAGAACGUGCUCCCCAAUGGGAUGUGGCGACACAACAAGGGAGCCGAAGCUUUUCACGCCUAAUUCGUCCUUCUCACCCGUCGUGAGGCUUUCUCCUUCCUCUGCUAUGACCGUCACGAAUCUCUUGUAUAAUAUAUUAUGAUCAUUCUCUUUUGUCCUGAUAAGCUUGUUUUUUGAUUUUUGAUUUUUUUUUUUUUUUUUUUUUUUUUU
Molecule: messenger RNA, 772 nt
Organism: Aspergillus brunneoviolaceus CBS 621.78
Lineage: Eukaryota; Fungi; Ascomycota; Eurotiomycetes; Eurotiales; Aspergillaceae
Exons: 1
Coding region: 62-625 (187 amino acids)
Molecular function (GO): protein dimerization activity
Source: RefSeq, a predicted model, not a curated record